AUGGCUACCCCCACUGACUCAUCGCUUUUUGAAAAGCGAGAAGAAGGGAGGAAAACUGACGACCCUGUCAAUGGGAAUAUCGAAAAGAAGGUUGAAGGUGGUAACGAUGCUCACGCCGAAAAUGCCUCUCAAUCUGAUGCGACCAGUCGAGAGGAUGUUCCUCGGGUCCAUAAAUCUGGAAAACGCGAACUCACAGAAGAUGAUUGUUACGAAGCAUUGGGUUUCUGUUUUCCAACUUGGAAGAAAUGGACAAUCCUUACAGUAAUUUUCGUGGUGCAGAUGUCCAUGAACUUCAACUCCGGUGUAUACUCUGAUGCCGUAACUGGGAUUACUGAGGAGUUCCACAUUAGUGAGCAGGCCGCUCGUGUUGGUCAAGCUGUUUUCCUGAUCGCCUAUGCAUUUGGCUGUGAGCUCUGGGCCCCCUGGUCUGAGGAGUUUGGCCGCUGGCCUAUCAUGCAGCUCUCAUUGUUCUUUGUCAAUAUCUGGCAAAUUCCCUGUGCUCUUGCACCUAACUAUGGCACAAUUGUUGUCUGCCGUAUCCUCGGUGGUCUUAGCUCAGCUGGUGGCUCCGUCACCCUGGGCAUGACUGCUGAUAUGUGGGAACCCGAUGACCAGGGUUUCGCUGUCGCCUAUGUUGUGCUUUCGUCCGUAGGUGGCUCAACUAUUGGUCCCUUCUUCGGUGGUAUCAUCGCACAAUACCUCUCUUGGCACUGGGUUUUCUGGGUUCAGUUGAUCUUCGGUGGCGCCACUCAGAUCCUACACUUUUUCCUUGUCCCGGAGACCCGAGCAUCUAUCCUGGUCGACAAGGAAGCAAAGCGCCGUCGUAAAGCUGGCGAGGAAGAUGUGUACGGUCCUAACGAGAUGAAGACUCCCCGUCUGGAGGUGAAGGAUGUCUUAAGAAUCUGGAUCCGUCCUUUUGAGAUGUUCCUCCGUGAACCUAUAGUCCUCUUCCUUUCCCUUCUCUCUGGUUUCUCCGAUGCACUAAUCUUCGUCUUCACGGAAUCCUUUACCCUCGUCUUCGACCAAUGGAACAUGAGUACUCUCGCCAUCGGAAUGACCUUCGGCUCAAUCCUACUCGGUUAUAUCCUCGCAUAUCUCAUCUUCUUACCUGACGUCUACCGCCAAAUCCAUACCCGGAGAAAGCAUGGUGCCGCAUCCCGCUACGCAGAACGUCGUCUCCUUCUACUCCUUUUCAUCGCUCCACUCGAACCUAUCGGUCUUCUCGGUUUCGCUUGGACCUCAAUGGGUCCUCCAAUUCCCUGGAUCGCACCCUUGAUCUUCGCCUGCUUGAUCGCUAUGGCAAACUACGCCAUCUACAUGGCUACAAUCGACUACAUGGUUGCCGCUUAUGGACCAUACUCUGCCUCCGCAACCGGUGGUAACGGUUUCUCGCGUGAUUUCCUGGCCGGUGUGGCUACAAUGUACGCGACGCCCAUGUACGAGAAUAUGGGUGAGAAGUACCAUCUUCAGUGGGCGAGUACAUUGCUUGGAUGUGUUGGUUUCUUGGUUCUCAUUCCUAUUUAUGUCUUUUAUUGGAAGGGACCGGAGAUCCGUAAAAGGAGCAAGUUCGCUCAGGAGUUGGCUGCUGAUCGGGAGAUCCAUGCUGAGCGGAGAGCUAGUAGGGCUACCCCUGCUGCUACGCCGGCGGCUCAUGGAGCCCACACAGGGGCUCAAGAGUACUUCUCUUGA
Molecule: messenger RNA, 1689 nt
Organism: Penicillium malachiteum
Lineage: Eukaryota; Fungi; Ascomycota; Eurotiomycetes; Eurotiales; Aspergillaceae
Product: Major facilitator superfamily domain general substrate transporter
Exons: 1
Coding region: 1-1689 (562 amino acids)
Biological process (GO): transmembrane transport
Molecular function (GO): transmembrane transporter activity
Source: RefSeq, a predicted model, not a curated record